This is a messenger RNA of Penicillium hordei, 465 nucleotides long. Its product is annotated as mRNA splicing protein SMD1. The coding region runs from base 70 to 465 and encodes 131 amino acids. The transcript is spliced from 3 exons. Lineage: Eukaryota; Fungi; Ascomycota; Eurotiomycetes; Eurotiales; Aspergillaceae. Gene Ontology annotation, molecular function: RNA binding. Gene Ontology annotation, cellular component: U4 snRNP; precatalytic spliceosome; U1 snRNP. Gene Ontology annotation, biological process: spliceosomal snRNP assembly; RNA processing. The record is from RefSeq and is a predicted model, not a curated record.
GCUAUCUGCUGGUGUCUUGACUGUUUAUUAAAUUAAAACCGUCCUCGGCUUACAGCUUACUGAUUCACCAUGAAGCUCGUCCGCUUUUUGAUGAAAUGUGCCAAUGAGACGGUGACUGUUGAGUUGAAGAAUGGCACAAUUCUUCACGGCACUAUUGUGUCAGUCUCUCCUCAGAUGAACACUUCUCUCCGCGCUGUCAAGAUGACCCCCAAGGGCCGUGACACUGUUUCUCUCGACACUAUCAACAUCCGCGGUUCCACUAUUCGCUAUUACAUUCUCCCCGACAGCCUUCCUCUUGAUACCCUCCUCGUCGAUGACGCACCCAAGCCCAAGAACAAGGCCCGCAAGGAGACAGACCGUGGUCGUGGUGGUGGCCGUGGCGGACCACGAGGCCGUGGAGGGCGCGGAGGCCCCCCCGCGGUCGUGGUCGCGGACGUGGAUUCUAGAUUUUCUGUUUUAUUUUGA